CCGCAGGAGAGGAUGGCUGGUGACGCUCUUGCUGACUGCAGCGCUUUUCAGUAAUAGUCCAGUGGUCUCUGCCUUUUCUUUCCCCCCCUCUGUCUCUGUCUGAAGGAGGUCGUUUGAAAGGGGAGGACGCACCUAUUUUUUAUUUUAUUUAUGUUCUUUGAAAUGAACUGCGGUAAUAGGAGACAAUUCAUGAAGCAAGCAGUCCCAGCUAUUUCGAGCAUUUUGGAUUUGUAUUAGUAAAACAAAAGAACGCUUUACAAGAAGAGUCCUUCGUCGAUUUUCCGUUGUAUGCGGCUUUGAGGCGAAGACAGGAAGAAACUUGCGGUCGAUCGCCUGACACGCGUUUAGAAGAUGAAUGUACCUUUUCCGAUAUUAGUGACGCUUGGAUGCCUGGUUUGUUCCAUUGGUGCUCAGCAAGAUGGCAAUGAGUGUACAAAAUCCAAUGCAAAAUCCUGUGGUGAGUGUAUACAAGUGGCAGCAAACUGUGGAUGGUGCACCAAACCUGACUUCUUAAAACAAGGGGAACCUACAUCAGCACGAUGUGAUGACUUGGAAUCUUUGAGAAAACGCUGUCCUGACGACAUGAUAGAGAACCCUCGUGGAACACAAAAAGUGUUGCAGAACAAGCCAGUGACAAACCGCAGCCAGAAUUCUGAAAAAUUAAAGCCAGAAGAAAUUACCCAGAUUCAGCCACAGAAAAUGAGUCUGACGCUUCGAUCAGGUGAACCACAGUCUUUUGAGCUGAAGUUCAAAAGAGCAGAAGAUUACCCUAUUGAUCUGUAUUAUCUUAUGGACCUCUCAUUUUCUAUGAAAGAUGAUUUAGAAAAUGUGAAAAACCUAGGAACAAGUCUGAGGGAAGAAAUGUCUCUCAUUACCUCAGAUUUUAGAAUUGGUUUUGGCUCUUUUGUUGAGAAAACUGUGAUGCCCUAUAUUAGCACCACUCCAGCAAAGCUCUUGAAUCCUUGUACUGGGGAUCAGAACUGCACCAGUCCCUUUAGUUAUAAGAAUGUACUAAGUCUUACCAGUGAUGGAAACCAGUUUAACACAUUGGUCGGUCAGCAGCAGAUUUCUGGAAACCUGGAUUCACCUGAAGGGGGUUUUGAUGCAAUCAUGCAGGUGGCAGUAUGCAGUGACAUUAUUGGUUGGAGAAAUGUCACACGACUCUUGGUGUUCUCUACGGAUGCUGGUUUCCACUUCGCUGGGGAUGGGAAGCUAGGUGGGAUAGUCUUGCCAAAUGAUGGAAAGUGUCACCUGAAAGAUGGCAUGUACACCAUGAGCCAUUAUUAUGAUUACCCUUCCAUUGCACAUCUUGUGCAAAAAUUAAGUGAGAAUAACAUUCAAACAAUUUUUGCUGUCACUGAGGAAUUCCAACCUGUUUACAAGGAACUAAAGAAUCUCAUACCAAAGUCUGCUGUGGGAACCCUUUCUGCUAACUCCAGCAAUGUUAUCAAAUUGAUUAUUGAUGCUUAUAACUCACUGUCUUCAGAAGUUAUCCUAGAGAAUGGCAAAUUACCCGAGGGCAUGACUAUUAACUAUGUUUCUUACUGCAAAAAUGGAAUCAUUGGGACAGGAGAAAAUGGAAGAAAAUGCUCUAACAUUUCAAUUGGCGAUGAGGUGAUGUUUAAUAUCAGCAUUACAGCACAAAAAUGUCCUAAGAAGGGUCAGAGUGAAACCAUUCGAAUUAAGCCACAAGGCUUCAAUGAAGAAGUUGAGAUCACUCUUAAUUUCAUCUGUGAAUGUGAAUGUCAUAAUCAAGGAAUUCCCAACAGCCCUAUCUGUAAUAAUGGCAAUGGUACAUUUGAGUGUGGGGCAUGCAGGUGCAACGAAGGACGUAUUGGUAGAGUAUGCGAGUGCAGCACAGAAGAGGUGAACAGUGAUGACUUGGAUGCCAACUGUAGAAAGGACAACAGCACAGAUAUCUGCAGUACCAAUGGAGACUGUAUCUGUGGAGAAUGUGUUUGUAAAAAGAGGGAAAAUCCAAAUGAGAUCUUCAGUGGCAAAUACUGUGAAUGUGACAACUUUAAUUGUGACAGGUCAAAUAAUAAAAUUUGUGGAGGGCAUGGUGACUGCGAGUGCAGGGUGUGCAAAUGUUAUCCUAACUAUACAGGCAGUGCCUGUGACUGCUCAUUGGACACGUCUACAUGUUUGGCAAAGAAUGGACAAAUCUGCAAUGGCCGGGGAAUUUGUGAAUGCGGCACCUGCAAGUGUACUGACCCCAAAUUUCAGGGCCCAACAUGUGAGAUAUGCCCUACCUGUCCAGGAGUGUGCACUGAGCACAAGGAAUGUGUGCAGUGUCGGGCAUUUGAAACUGGGGAGAAGAGAGAGACAUGUCAAACAGAAUGCAUGUACUUCAACCUGACGAAAGUGAGCAACAGAGACAAGCUGCCUCAGCCAGGCCAGGCAUCCGCCCUAACUCACUGCAAGGAACGAGAUGCUCGAGACUGCUGGUUCUACUUUACCUAUGCCGUUAACAAUUCUGAAAGUGACAUUCAUGUGCAUGUAGUGGAAAAACCAGAGUGCCCCUCUGGUCCUGACAUAGUUCCCAUUGUGGCGGGUGUGGUUGCUGGCAUUGUGCUGAUUGGCCUUGCUCUCCUGCUUAUUUGGAAACUUCUCAUGAUCAUCCAUGACAGAAGAGAGUUUGCCAAGUUCGAAAAGGAAAAGAUGAAUGCCAAGUGGGAUACUCAAGAGAAUCCAAUAUACAAGAGCCCAAUUAAUAAGUUCCAGAAUCCAAACUAUGGACGCAAAGCUGCUGCUCUCUGAGUCUCAGGUGAAAAUCCAAUUUAUAAGAGCGCUGUCACAACUGUGGUCAAUCCUAAAUAUGAGGGCAAAUGAUGGAUUACUGCAAUGUAAUUUCUUCAUUACAACACUGUAUGCAAAGUACAUUUUAAGGGUUGUUUAUUUUGGAAGGGGGGGUCACAAUACGUUAGCAUUGUUAGGCCACUAUUUCAAUGAUUUUACUAACUUUUUCUAUGCAGUUUGAAAUGUAUAAAGUAUGUAUAAACUUUUGUUUUUAUGUUUUGUAUUUUAGGGGGUAGGGGAAUGGAUUCUGGUGGAAGAAUUUUUUUAAUUUGUCUGAAUGUAUGUGUGUGCGCAGUUGUGUGUAUGUCUGCAUGAGUGAGAUUUUUGUCUAAGUUGUUUUUUGUUUUUUUGGGGGGGGGGGGGGGGGGGGGGGGGGGGGAUACCUUAGCCAGGUAAACUGACUGUAUACCGAUAAAACUGCCCGUGCCUUUUUAUUUUCCCCAUGUUCUCAGAUAUUCACAUCUGCUUGAAUAUAUCACUUAUAUUAUUAUGUUUUCUCUUAAUUCAUUUUGACUCUUGUGGGGACACCAGGUAAAAUGAUUGUGUGAGGCAGCCUUGAAAGGAAGGAGAGCAGCAUCUGUUUGGUUUGAGUAGACCAAGUAAGUGUGUUAAAAUAGUUCAUGUAAACUUGCAGUAGUUGUUUGAAAUUAUAGUGAAUGAUGAGGAUGUAGUGAAGGAGCACUGGAUGGAAAGGGGAGUGAAAAUUGAAACCUGGAAAGUUUUGACUAAGCAUUUAAUACAAACUGCUGUCAAAAUUGUCCUUAUUUUUCCCAGAAGUGCCAGCAAGGUCGCCUUACGUACCGGAAGCCUUAUUUUUAAUGUUACUGCGUUAGCUCUUUUUUGCAUUUUUAAAAGGUGCCUAAAAGUAAUUCAUCAAAGUGUGUUAAUCCAGGUCUGAGCUGACAUAUUGUUUUGCUAUGUUUUUUUCUUUUUAAUACAAACGUCAGUGUUACAACAAAAAUCCUUAAAACGGGCUUAAUCAUUGAAGUGUUCUAUGUACAACACGCAUUACCUUGUUUUUAAAGUGCCUUUUAUUUUAGCAUUUUGUUCACUUUUACAAAACUGUUAAGGAAUUUAUUUAUUAAAUAAAAAUACCAAAAAUGA
This is a messenger RNA of Erpetoichthys calabaricus (reedfish), 3903 nucleotides long. It is a transcript of the gene itgb1a, whose product is annotated as integrin, beta 1a. The record is from RefSeq and is a predicted model, not a curated record. Gene Ontology annotation, cellular component: focal adhesion; cell surface; integrin complex. The transcript has 17 exons. Gene Ontology annotation, biological process: cell migration; integrin-mediated signaling pathway; cell-matrix adhesion. Lineage: Eukaryota; Metazoa; Chordata; Cladistia; Polypteriformes; Polypteridae. The coding region runs from base 352 to 2760 and encodes 802 amino acids. Gene Ontology annotation, molecular function: collagen binding involved in cell-matrix adhesion; C-X3-C chemokine binding; fibronectin binding.